GUGUGUCAUCAGUCAUCAGUGAGCUGGGGAGAGUUAUUUAUGUGCUUUGGCUGUCACCGCACACUAAUCUUCUUCACACGAAAAGAUAUCAUUCCCCAAUUCCGCAUUGCCCAAUUUCUUUCCACAUUUCUCUCUUACUUCCUUUGAUCCUUCUUCUUUGUGCUUCUCAAUCCAUUUCCCCUUCCUAUUUUCAUCAGUUUUCUCAUGUAACUGUGAACCAUUUUCAUCAGUUUUCUCUGCUCUCUGCCUUUUUCACGCCUUGUGCCUCUUUUUCUUCUCUGAAUAAUGUAAUCUGGGGAUUAACCCUUCUUGUAUUAAUCUUUCUCUGUUAGGUUAAUGUUCAUUUCCUUGAAAGUUCUGUUCUGAAGCUGUGUGUUUAUGUUUUCAAUUAUGGGUUCUCGCUAAUCUUGCUGUUCUUGGUCGGUGGGACUGUUUUCUCAAUGCCCAUUUGCUUUCAGCUGUUCUAAGACGUUCAAAAUGCAGUUUGGGAAUAUGGGUUUUCGUUAAUUUUUGAAGUCUUGCUUUCAAAGCAGCUAGUGUUCUUCUGGAUUUAUACCGAGCUUAGGCAUCUUUAGAAUGUAAAUCCCUCCCACAUUACCAAGAUCCAGUGUUCUUAGUCACUUAGCUCACUUUUUUGACUCUAUUGGGUGGAACUAGUUGACCGAUACUUAGCUGAUUAGUAAUAGCGUUGUCAGGAUUUUAAAUCUGAAACGAUGAAAGCUCGUUAGCCCAGAUUACUUUAGUUACAAUGAAGAAUUCCACCCUUGUUUUUGUGUUUGAUAUGGAGUCCAGAGCUAUUAGCCUCACUCCUAAUUAAUUCAUUUGUUCAUUUGUUCAUUUGUUGCUAGCAUUGAUCUUCCCACCAUUCUUUACGAACACUCUUAAAGAUGUAAAGUUCUGUUAAGUUCAUUCAACUUCAUAGCUUUACUGAAGCAUAACUAUAUGUAUUACAUUCAGUUUUCCCAUCUCUUGUUCAAUAUCAAUGAGAAUCUAGAGUUGUUUGUUUCUCCGUUCAUACGACGUCUCGAAUUAUUAGUUAUGAAGUUUUAAACAUCAUGUUGGCCUCUCGACUCCUCUUAACUUGAUUAUGGUUUAGCUUACAUGUUUCCACUUUGGUUUGUCUCUUCAAUGUUACUUCCACUUUCAUAGUCUUGAUAUUUCGAACGAAAAGGGGCAAAAAAAAUCCGUUCAAAAACCUUCUUGUUUACAAACUUAACAUGGAAGAAACAUUUUUUCCAUUUCGUGGGAUUAAGAAUGAUAUGAGAGGAAGACUUCUGUGCUAUAGACAGGAUUGGACUGGCGGGUUUCGCACCGGUAUCAGGAUCUUGGCCCCAACGACGUACAUAUUCUUCGCUUCAGCAAUUCCGGUUAUAUCGUUCGGGGAGCAGCUAGAAAGGAAUACAUAUGGGACUCUAACUGCGGUACAAACUCUAGCAUCAACAGCACUUUGUGGCAUUAUCCACUCCGUGUUCGGGGGACAGCCUCUGCUCAUCCUUGGCGUUGCUGAACCAACUGUUUUGAUGUAUACGUUCAUGUUCGACUUUGCAAAGGACCGAAAGGAACUGGGGCAGGAACUAUUCUUAGCCUGGACAGGAUGGGUGUGUGUGUGGACAGCCAUUUUGCUUUUCUUGCUUGCUGUGUUGGGUGCAUGCUCCUUGAUCAAUAGGUUCACACGUCUUGCUGGAGAAUUGUUCGGUCUGCUAAUUGCUAUGCUCUUUAUGCAGCAGGCGAUACGUGGUGUUGUGGAGGAAUUCAGCAUACCCCAAAGGGAAAAUCCGAAUCGUGUGGCACUCCAACCUCCCUGGCUCUUUGGCAAUGGAAUGUUUGCAUUAGUGCUAUCGUUCGGGCUUCUACUAACCGCCCUUAAAAGCCGCAAGGCUAGAUCAUGGCGCUAUGGGACUGGUUGCCUACGAGGCUUUAUCGCCGAUUACGGAGUUCCACUUAUGGUGCUCGUAUGGACAGCGUUAUCUUACAUUCCAGUCAAUAACGUCCCACAUGGGAUCCCAAGAAGGCUUUUCAGUCCCAAUCCAUGGUCUCAGGGAGCCUACUCAAACUGGACAGUCAUAAAGGAAAUGUUGAGAGUGCCUCCAUUGUAUAUAGUUGGAGCAUUCGUACCAGCAACCAUGAUAGCAGUUCUUUACUACUUUGAUCACAGUGUUGCAUCUCAACUUGCCCAACAGAAAGAGUUUAAUUUGAAAAAACCAGCUUCAUAUCAUUAUGAUCUUCUUCUCCUAGGCUUCCUUGUUAUCCUCUGUGGACUUAUAGGCAUACCACCUUCUAAUGGUGUAAUUCCUCAGUCUCCUAUGCACACGAAAAGCUUAGCUACCCUUAAACAUCAGCUUUUGCGGAGCAAGCUGGUAGCAGCAGCGCGACAAAGUUUCCGUAAAAAUUCGAACUUAAGUCAGUUCUACCAGAACAUGCAAGAGGCAUAUAAUGAGAUGCAGACUCCUUUAAUUUAUCAAAAUCCACCAGCAGUGGGGCUGAAGGAGUUGAAAGAUUCCACCAUCCAACUAGCUUCAAGAACUGGAUACAUUGAUGCACCUGUGGAUGAAACUGUUUUCGACGUGGACAAAGAUGUCGACGAUCUUCUUCCCGUAGAAGUUAAAGAACAACGUCUCAGCAAUUUGCUUCAGGCAGUAAUGGUUGGUGGUUGUGUUGCUGCCAUGCCUCUUUUGAAGAAGAUCCCGACUUCGGUUCUUUGGGGCUACUUCGCUUUCAUGGCGAUCGAGAGCUUGCCCGGAAAUCAAUUCUGGGAAAGGAUUUUACUGCUUUUCACUGCUCCGAAUCGUAGAUACAAGGUGUUGGAGGAAUAUCAUGCAACUUUUCUAGAAACUGUCCCCUUCAAAACAAUUGCUACUUUCACCCUGUUUCAGACAGUGUAUCUGCUGAUGUGUUUUGGUUUAACAUGGAUACCAAUUGCUGGUGUUCUUUUUCCGCUGCUGAUCAUGCUGCUUGUCCCUGUGCGCCAGUAUUUGCUCCCCAGGUUCUUCAAAGGUGCUCAUCUUCAGGACUUGGAUGCUGCUGAAUACGAGGAAGCCCCUGCAAUCGCGUUUAAUCCAUCCUUCGAAGAUCGAAUGGGAAGAACUUCCAACAUUGACGAUGGUGAAAUACUCGAUGAGAUGAUCACGAGAAGCCGUGGCGAGAUUCGGCGUACACAGAGUUCGAAAAUGACGAGCUCAUCUCCAAAUACGGUAGAGGGCAUCAAACCUACGUACAGCCCACAGAUAUCAUCACAGAAACUGUACAGUCCACGGAUCAAUGAACUGAGAAGGGAGAGGAGUUCUCUAUCUCCUGGAAAAGGACCUGGCUUUAAGCUGAAUUCUAGUCCUAGUCCUAGUCCAAGUCCAAGUCCAAGUCCGAGUGCAGAGCCAGGGCCAGGACCAUCCUUUAGAAAUUAGCCUAUUUGUAAGUGGUUACUUCUGCAUGGUUUUGAUAUUGUUAAUUGUGUUCGAGAGGCCUUUUAACGCUGUUUUGCUGCAGCUAAGUGUCAGUUUGUAUGGGAAUUAUGUCUUUUUUUUUUCUUUAAUAAAACGAAUGAAAAACAUACAUAUACUGUUUAUGUAGAUUUGUCAUACAGAAUUAUCUGAAUGUUAAAAAGGUGAUAUUAUGCUAUUUUCUUCCAUUAUUA
Messenger RNA from Cucurbita maxima (winter squash), 3628 nucleotides. Its product is annotated as probable boron transporter 2. The coding region runs from base 1218 to 3398 and encodes 726 amino acids. Gene Ontology annotation, biological process: monoatomic ion homeostasis; transmembrane transport; monoatomic anion transport. Gene Ontology annotation, cellular component: plasma membrane. The transcript has 12 exons. Gene Ontology annotation, molecular function: solute:inorganic anion antiporter activity. The record is from RefSeq and is a predicted model, not a curated record. Lineage: Eukaryota; Viridiplantae; Streptophyta; Magnoliopsida; Cucurbitales; Cucurbitaceae.